This is a messenger RNA of Nerophis ophidion (straightnose pipefish), 5172 nucleotides long. Its product is annotated as zinc finger protein 638-like. Bases 191 to 4903 code for a protein of 1570 amino acids. The record is from RefSeq and is a predicted model, not a curated record. Gene Ontology annotation, molecular function: zinc ion binding; RNA binding. Gene Ontology annotation, cellular component: nucleus. Lineage: Eukaryota; Metazoa; Chordata; Actinopteri; Syngnathiformes; Syngnathidae. The transcript has 22 exons.
GGCGGCGAGGAAAAAGACAACUCUGACGUCACCAGCUUUGUUUUACGACAUUUGUUUUUUGCUUUUAAUGUCGACGUUGAUGAAAUUAAACCUAAUGGCAAAUAAACGUUUUUAACGCCGUUUCACAUCCGUCACGACCAGUUGACUUCGGGCAUUUGUUUUUGUUCAGUGUCCACGCACGCUUCCCGGUAUGUCUCACAACCAGCGCCACCGGCCACCUCCCUCCCACGCCGACUUCCAGCCUUCUCUGAGAUCCCUCAGCUUUUCAGAGCGACGUCGUCCCUCAGCAGACCACGACUUCCCUGGAAUGUUGUCCUCAUCCUAUUCUUACUAUUCCUCUUUGCCACCCCGAAGCUCGCCUCUUGACUCGACAGACAUCCUGAACAGCUGUGGUCUGGAGGCCACAGACUUGUCUCUCCUUGCACAGUUUCCUGAAGAUGCUUUGACUGUGGAAUCGCUGCCACACAUCCUCGAUAAGAUCAAAUCCAACAGGAGAAUGCCUCCCCUUAACUCUUUGUCCCAUUUGCCAGGAUCGGCAAUGCAAGCCACUAACCAGAGGGACAGACAGGAACACUGGGGGAAUCCCAUGGGAUACGGUCUUGUCUCCCAAAACCAUUCUACCAGGAGAGACCAUCUGCAGCAUUCAUUCCCUUCUGCCUACGACGUGGACGAUAGGGUGCCGUUUUCUGGCCGCGAUGCCCAACUGGCAAGACCAGAAAAACUCAUUCCCUCCCUCUUCUCCGUGCCUGGCCCAGCUAACAGACUCUUGACACAGCCCAUGGAGAGACAACGGAGAACUGGAACUGGUUGGGAACAAGGUCGUUCUGACGCCUCUUCCAGCAAGAUAUACCGCCAACCCACCGGUGGGGCCUUGCCCUGUAAAAAAGUAGCAAUGGACUUCCAUGGCACAACACCUCCAAUGUACCCGUACUCGUGUUCUCUGUGUAAUGUCACUGUGCUCUCAGAGAAGUUCUGGACCAAACACAUCAACAGCUCCAAUCAUGCAGAGAGACAACACAUCCUGCUUCAGAGCUUUCCAACGUGGGACUGCCGCAUGGAACCAGUCACCAGAUCUGGCAGACAAGAGAAGAAGAGGAAAGACAGCAGCAACUUGCGUCCCGCUAACCAUGUUGAGGAGAAGGCAGCCAAGAGAAGCAAUGUGGUGUGUGUCAAAUUUUCUCCUCAGACUGUGGACGAGGUCUACCUCAGGAAACUGGUGGAACCAUUUGGCAAGAUCACCAAGAUCCUUGUGUUUGCUUCACUUGCCUUCAUGGAGAUGGGCUCUGCUUAUCAAGCACAGGAGUUGGUGAAUUUCCACAACCAAUCUCCCAAAAAGAACGGCAAGCAAAUGGAGUUCAGCAUCUCCCACUCUUUCAACUUUGUGAAGAGCUCUCGGGUGCUGCACUUCACCCCAUCCCUAGAAGGAGACAAAGACAGGUCGAAUCUCUUAAGUGUUGUCAAACGCUUUGGCCAGCCUACCUAUACGCUAUUCCUGCCAACUGAUGCGUUUAUCGAGAUGAACAGUCUCCGUGACGCUCAAAAGGUGGUGGAGAAUUAUUCGUCUAACAUCCUAAGGGUCAAUGACAACAUCCUGAAAGUUUCUUUCUCUGCAGAAUACUCAAGUCUCUUGAAAGUUUCUUCUGCUCAGCAGUACAAAGAAGAAUCAACCAAGAGGACAAGGAGCAGACAUGACGACAGCCCAUCCAAGAAAAGGAAGAGAGAUGAGGACAGGUCCAAGUCACGAGAGAGUGAGGACAGUUCCACGUCCCGGGAGAGGAAGGCCAGGUCCAUGUCCCGGGAGAAGAAGGCCAGGUCCAUGUCUCGGGAGAGGAACGCCAGGUCCAAGUCUCGGGAGAGGAAGGCCAGGUCCAAGUCCCGGGAGAGGAAGGCCAGGUCCAAGUCCCGGGAGAGGAAGGCCAGGUCCAAGUCUCGGGAGAGGAAAGCCAGGUCUAAGUCAGUGGAAAGAAAGGCCAAGUUUCAAGAGAAGAAGACAAAAGAAGAGAAGCCUGACACUGAGUCCAGUUCUGCUUCUGCUGCAGCUCUGCUAAAAUCCUCGGAAGAUGUAUGUGAUGACAAAGUCCACCACGUCUAUGAAGAAGAAAGCUUUUCUGGAGAGGACAGCGACCUUGAGGGAAUGGAGGUGAUUGGCGAGGAUGGAGAUGCCUUGGAGGAGGAUGAUCUGGAAACAUUGGAGGAAGCUGAAGAAGAAAUGGACACAGAGGAGGAAACUGAUACUGAAGACCGCUCGUCGAAAGUUGAAGGUGAAAAAGAGGAAGAGAAGGCUGAUGGUGGGCUCGACAAAGAGCUCGACAAAGAGCAACAUUCUAACGGCAAAGACAUAACCAACAACGAGGGGGCAGCAGACUUCCCAGUGGACUUGGAUGACUGCAUCACUCUGGAUGAAGUAGGAGAGGUGCAGAGCAGCGACAACGGGGAAGAAGAUGAGAACGUGCAGCAGAAGUCUCGAGUGGUCUCCAUUCUGCAUCUGCCGAGUAACUAUUGCAAAGCCAAAGACUUCAUCAGUCUGUUUAAAAGACACGGGAAGCCAGUGCGCUGCUUCAUUGUGAAUCGUCUACACAGGGGCUUCAUGGAGAUGUCGAGCCACGGAGAGGCUUUGAGAGCCGUCCGUAAAAUAAGGGUUUUCUUCAAGAGGCAAUGUAGUGUAUUUCUUUCCAGAAAAUAUCCACGCCUGGACAGCGGGUGGGAGAUUGAUGACAAGCUCCAGCCCUUGAUUGGGAGUAGCAGGCCGCGCAACCAGCACGGACACAAAGAUGAGUCCAAACGCGGAAGAAAGGAGUCGACCGUAUCAUCUCAGGAGAAAAAAAAGAGCUCUCAAAAGACUCCAGUUAGGGAAGAUUCAAACAAAAAGGCACAAGAGAAACAAUCAGCAUCUAAAAAGACUUCAGAGAUUGAAUCGAAGUCUGGCAAGAGUCAGGGGAUUGAGUCAAAAUCCAGAAAAACUUUGGCAAGUGAGUCAAAGUCUGGGAAGUGCCAGAAGAAGCAGUCUUCUGGUAGGAAGGAGAAUAGUUCAGAGGGUGACAAGACUCAGGACAUGGUAUCAGAGUCCAGGAAGACUUUGGAUAAUGAGUUAGAGUCUGGGAAGAGCCAGAAGAAGCUGUCUUCUGGUCGGAAGGAGGAUAGUUCAGAGGCUGUCAAGAAUCAGGACAAGGUAUCAGAGUCCAGGAAGACUUUGGAUAAUGAGUUACAGUCUGGGAAGAGCCAGAAGAAGCUGUCUUCUGGUCGUAAAGGGGAUAGUUCAGAGGGUGAGAAGACUCAGGAAAAAGUAUCAGAUUCCAGGAAGACUUUGGAUAAAGACUUAGAGUCAGGGAAGAGCCAUAAAAAGCAGUCUUGUGGUCGGAAGGAGGAUAGUACAGAGGGCGAGAAGAUUCAGGAGGAAGUACCAGAGUCCCAGGACACUUUAGAUAUAGACUUAGAGUCUGGGAAGAGCCAGAAGAAACAGUCUUCUGGUAGGAAGGAGGAUAGUUCAGAGCGUGAGAAGACUCAGGACAAAGUAUCAGAGUUCAGGAAGACUUUGGAUAAAGAGUUAGAGUCUGGGAAAAGCCAGAAGAAGCAGUCUUCUGGUCGGAAGGAGGAUAGUACAGAGGACGAGAAGAUUCAGGAUGAAGUAUCAAAGUCCAAGAAGACUUUGGAUAAAGAGUUAGAGUCUGGGAAUAGCCAGAAGAAGAAGUGUUCUGGUCGGAAGGAGGAUAGUACAGAGGGCGAGAAGAUUCAGGACGAAGUAUCAAAGUCCAAGAAGACUUUGGAUAAAGACGUAGAGUCUGGGAAGAGCCAGAAGAAGCAGUCUUCUGGUAGGAAGGAGGAUAGUUCAGAGGGUGAGAAGACUCAGGACAAAGUAUCAAACGACAGGAAGAUUUUGGAUAAAGAAUUAGAGUCAGGGAAGAGCCAAAAGAAGCAGUCUUCUGGUCGGAAGGAGGGUAGUUCAGAGGGCGUGAAGACUCAGGAAAAAGUACCGGAGUCCAGGAAGACUUUAGAUAAAGAAUUAGAGUCUGGGAAUAGCCAGAAGAAGAAGUCUUCUGGUCAGAAGGAGGAUAGUUCAGAGGGUGAGAAGACUCAGGACAAAGUAUCAGAGUCAAGGAAGACUUUGGAUAAAGAAUUAGAGUCAGGGAAGAGCCAAAAGAAGCAGUCUUCUGGUCGGAAGGAGGGUAGUUCAGAGGGCGUGAAGACUCAGGAAAAAGUACCGGAGUCCAGGAAGACUUUAGAUAAAGAAUUAGAGUCUGGGAAUAGCCAGAAGAAGAAGUCUUCUAGUCAGAAGGAGGAUAGUUUAGAGGGUGAGAAGACUCAGGACAAAGUGUCAGACGACAGGAAGACUUUGGAUAAAGAAUUCGAGUCUGGGAAGAGCCAAAAGAAGCAGUCUUCUGGUCAGAAGGAGGAUAGUUCAGAGGGUGAGAAGACUCAGGACAUAGUAUCAGAGUCCACGAAAAGUAUGGUGAGUGAGUCAGAGGGCGAGAAGUCUCAGAAGAUGAAGAAAGACGGUGUUUCCUCAAAAGACAUCAAACAUCCUGAAGGUACAGACUCCUCGAAGCACAACCAAAGUCGAGUAGGUGGCCCGUGUGAGAAGAGAAAUGCACCUCUGGAGGACGACUCUGUGCCGGGAAAGGUCCGAAAGGGAGAGCAGAGGAGUCGAACAUUGGGCGGGAGUCCAAAACAACGUGUUCAGAACUCUCCCGAAGCACAGUCAGAUCAGAAAACUGCUGAUGGACCCUCAGGUGCCCUCACUGUACCCCUCCUGCCUGUUGGAACUGAGUUUGUGCGACCGGUUGUCGGCUACUUCUGCAACUUGUGUCAGCUCAUCUACGCCGAGGAAGACGAAGCCAAAGUCCAACACUGCAGCAGCCGCCAGCACCACGACAAGUAUCAGGAGAAGAUGAAAACUGCGAGCUGAAAGAACAUUUUUAUUUGUUUUACUUUCCAUUCCUUUCACAAUAAAGCAAUGUGAAAAAUUUAAGAGUAAAACAUUUAUUUUUGAAAAACAUUCCAACUUAAAUCACUAACGCAGAAUAUUGUUGACUCCUCCGCCUGUCCUCCCAUCCUGAACGCUUGUUCACAUUUAGAUAAGAUAGGAAGUGCGACAAGAACACAUCACUGCUAGCAGGACAACAACAUACGUCGCUAUAUUUGUGAUAAAGCAGUUUAAAUCAGUAAAUAAAAUAA